GUUGGCGUAUGAUGGAGACCCUGUACAUCAAGUACCUGUGUCCGUUCAAGAAGUACGUGACGCUCAACUUGAUUGGGGGACCCCGACCGCUUCAGUUCCGAUACUUUAUCAACAUGCAGAAGGGCGCGACGUUCUUUUUUGUGCUGGCGUGCAUGGCGUACUACGACAACUGGUCCUGGACUGCGCAUGUGUAUUUGGCCAAUCACGGCAUUUAUGGGUUCAUUUGGCUUCUGAAGGACAUCACGGUGCCGGACGCAACGUGGCAAGUGUACUUGACGAUUCCGUCGGCGAUUGUGGCUGUGGUUGGUCUUGGCGUUUACUGGGUCGCUGGGUACAUUGUGGUGGCCCAUCGCGUGGAGGCAUCGCCUUCCCUGGGCGCGUUGUGCAUCAUGAUGAAUACCCUGGGCUCGACACUGAUGCUCGCCGCGGACACGCAAAAGUACUUCGCGCUCAAGUACAAGAAGGGUCUGAUCUCGGAUGGAUGGGUCACGUGGAGCCGCAACACCAACUACCUAGGGGAAAUGAUGUUGUACCUGUCGUUUGCGCUCUUGGCCAACCACUGGAUCCCGUACGCGUGGCUGGCGUUCGUGUGGUCGAUGCUGUUCAUGUCCAACAUGAUGGCCAAGGAUGCAUCCCUUCGUAAAAAGGAAGGCGGCGACGCAUACAUGGCCAAGGCGGGCUUCUUGCUGCCCAACGUCGCGGGAUGGGCGGCCGCGUCGUGGUCGUCUGCGCCCAAGGUAGUUAAGGAGGCGUGAUAAACCCACUCGAAGCUUAAAGUGUGUACUUUUCAAUCCCACAAAACAGUUCGUUUGAA
This is a messenger RNA of Aphanomyces astaci, 814 nucleotides long. RefSeq lists its product as hypothetical. The record is from RefSeq and is a predicted model, not a curated record. The transcript has 4 exons. NCBI's taxonomy places the organism in Eukaryota, Oomycota, Saprolegniomycetes, Saprolegniales, Verrucalvaceae. Gene Ontology annotation, molecular function: oxidoreductase activity, acting on the CH-CH group of donors. Gene Ontology annotation, biological process: lipid metabolic process. Bases 9 to 755 code for a protein of 248 amino acids.